AUGUUCUUUGUGGAGGUCGAGGUGGGCGGCCGAACGCUUUACGCUUUGGUCGACACUGGCGCAUCCAACAUGUUCAUGUCGACCGAGGUUGCAAAGGCCUUGGGACUUCACGUGGAGCCAUCCGGGAAGUCGUACAAGCCCAUCAAUUCAGGCGACUUCCAUGGCAUUGGAGCAACACCCGACGUGGACGUCAAGAUUGGUGGAUGGAGGGGUCGAAUGGCGUUCGAGGUAAUCCCUCUUGACGAUUAUGAUCUCAUACUUGGCAUGCAAUUCUUCAAGAGUGUGGGAGCCAUGAUCGACAUGAGGACGAAGUGCAUGAUGAUCCUCGACCAAAAGUGCCCGUCGAUGAUCCCCAUGAUCAAAAGGGUAGUCGACACCAAGACCAUCGAGUCGAUCCGACGCCUCGACAAGAGCUUGAAGGCCGUCAUGCGCAUCAACAAGCUGUCCGAGGUCAAGCUGAAGGUCGAGUUGGAUCCUACUCCGACUCAUGACAUGCCAAUCCAAGCGCUCUUCCCUAAGGUUGAGUGCGCACCGCGUGCUCCGUCCAAGCCGAAGACCGAGCUGCGUACCAAGUCCGACUUCAUCAUUGAAGGAUGCGGUCCUUCGUUCGUGAGCGUCCGAGCGAAGAGAAACAAGCACAAGAGAGACCGUGCCAAAGCCCGCAAGGCUACUCGCCAAGCUGAGAGCGACGAGGACGUCGCUCGAUUGAGUGGGGGAGAAUGUCACGGGCCUAGAGAUGGACGACCCGAGAGGUUCCCCAGAGUCGACCCCAACUCGCCCGUGGACCUCCCGCGUCACACGAUUCCCACCGAGCCUUCUCCCCGAACAUUGCAAGGGCGGGCGAUACCGUCAUUGAGUCAUAUUACGGGAGUCUGUUCCUUUCAUUUAUGUCGGUAA
Eucalyptus grandis is the source of this 897-nucleotide messenger RNA. RefSeq lists its product as uncharacterized. The transcript has a single exon. Lineage: Eukaryota; Viridiplantae; Streptophyta; Magnoliopsida; Myrtales; Myrtaceae. Bases 1 to 897 code for a protein of 298 amino acids. The record is from RefSeq and is a predicted model, not a curated record.